AUGACGACCGCUGCACUCUCCGUAACCCCCGAACUGCACGGAAUAGUGCAUGGGAAGGGUAACCCCCCAGGUACUCUGGAAGAAUUGAAUCGACUUCUCCAAAAGAAUCAUGAGACAUUUCACAUCUUCUUCCGCCCUAUGGGUGGGAUGAACCACAUUUCACAUAGUAUCCUCACCUGCUACGCGCUGGGCGCCGACCCCAGACAGCUCCAAGACCGCUACCACGAUGAGGGAGUGUCACAGAAGCCGAUGCCCCCCCUCGACAUGGAGCUGCUCGCAAAGCUCGACAACCCCGAGAUUUUCUCCCAGCACAUGUAUGUCAAGGCACAGUACCAGACAUUCUUAAGGUUCUUCGAACGUAAGAUUGUCGCCAGCGGGUGGAAAGCCGUGGUGCACGAGUUCCUCUUCUCUCGCUCCCGGAUCGCCAAUCGUAUGCUCUGUGCCAUGUUCGACGGGCUGUUUCACGCACUAAUCCACCUGGGACUGGCUAUCGAAUUCGACCUCCCGGGACUUGCGGCGGAGGCGCUGGCCCAGGCCGCCACCAACGACGACAGCGACAUCGAAAAGCUGUUUGCGAUGUGCGAGACCGAGGCUUUAGCUCACGACGACCGGCCGCCGACGACGAUACUGCAGUUAGUUCACGAGGUCCGUGCCAGCGAGGAGAUCCGCACGGCGCCGCGCUGGUCGGACUUGGGGCUCAAGAUGCGCAACGGCUUGGUAGCGCGCGGCGGCGAGGCGUUUGCGCGGCUGGCGGGACGCUUCCGCAUCGCGGCCGACGAAGACGAACUGGCUCGACGCACGGCGGAGAUGAUGAGCGUGUGUGCGUACCUAUGCGGAGCGGCGCAGUUCCCCGGCAAGAAGACCAAGAUCGACUUCUUCUGGAUGCACGAGGUCACCAGCAGCCUGUUCCUAGGCAUACUGGCUAAGCAGAAAGACUGGAUCUCGCUGGAAGACCGCGUGCUCCUCAUGGAACGCAAGGUGCGCACCGACUUGGCCUGGUAUGCAUGCUCGGGAAGCCCAGCGUUAGAUGAAAAUUUUCUUCCGAACUACUCGAACCCCGAGAGCGACGGCUGGAGCUGGGAGGACCUGUACAGGGCUGUCGUCAAUGAACACGACGACGGCCACGCGGCCAAGUUCAUCCGCGCUUGCAAAUACGCCGAGGAGACGUGUGCAGAAUUUGAGAACGGCAAGUGGGACGACUACCUGCCUGUGAAGGGAGACAUGUGGCUUAAGCUGGCGAGAAUGUGUCAUGACACCACUAAGAACACCGAGAUUGACUUCAAGUGGGUUCGGUUCACUGGAUUCCCGGAGGCAUGGCAGCGACCGGAUCUGCUUAAUUAG
Molecule: messenger RNA, 1341 nt
Organism: Daldinia childiae
Lineage: Eukaryota; Fungi; Ascomycota; Sordariomycetes; Xylariales; Hypoxylaceae
Product: Oxidoreductase AflY
Exons: 1
Coding region: 1-1341 (446 amino acids)
Molecular function (GO): oxidoreductase activity
Source: RefSeq, a predicted model, not a curated record